CCGCCCCCGCGAGCAGCUUUCUGGUCACCGUGCUGACAAACGUAUUUUCCGUCACGCCAUUUUCCAUCGACGAUCGAGGAGCAGUGCAGCUGGAGGAGCGCGGAAAGCCUGAGCUGUGGAUAUCAACAAAUACGAUUCAGUCAUGCAUCGUGACUGUCCUCUGGACUGUAAGGUCUAUGUUGGAAAUUUGGGCAACAAUGGAAACAAGACAGAGUUAGAGAGGGCAUUUGGCUACUAUGGUCCUCUCCGCAGUGUGUGGGUGGCCAGGAACCCCCCAGGCUUUGCCUUUGUAGAAUUUGAAGAUCCCAGAGAUGCAACUGAUGCAGUGCGUGAACUUGAUGGAAGGACGUUGUGUGGUUGCCGGGUGCGAGUAGAGCUGUCCAAUGGUGAGAAACGCAGCCGGACCCGUGGCGCUCCCCCCUCAUGGAGCAGGCGUCCUCGAGACAGAGAUGACUACAGACGUCGUAGCCCACCACCCAGGCGAAGAUCCCCACGUAGGAGGAGCUUCAGCCGCAGUCGUAGCAGGUCUUUCUCCAGAGACAGGAGGAGGGAGAGGUCCCUCUCCCGGGACAGGAACCACAAACCUUCGAGAUCUUUCUCUCGAUCAAGGAGCCGCUCCAGGUCUAAUGACAGAAAAUAGAGGAAUGUCUGUUAGAUGCAAAGGGAGCUGAAGAGGAACGGUUGUACAGGCUUUGCCGUUUCAUAUGAUGGACUUCAACAUGGCCAUUUGGUCAUUUUUGUGUUGGAGUUUUUUUUUUUUUAAACAAUCAAGCAUUUUAGUGCCCUCCCCCCCUGUUUUUUUGUUGUAAUGGUAUUUUUCAAAUACUUUGAGUGGGUGUCCACAGGAGUGGUGCCUCACUGAAGUCGUGUCCGUCUGCUUGGUCCUGAAACAGUUGUACCACCCUGAAUUCCAGUCACCCAGUUAAUCUCUUGAUAGCUUUGGGUUUUGUUUAUGAAUGUACUGUGUAGUUUGACAUAGUGUGAGUAGAUGCUCAUUUUCAACGUGUAAAUGCCAGCAUUUUUUUUUUCUUUUUUCAAAGGAAGGACUGGGAUGAAAUGUGAUUAAGUUCCUCCUCUUGGUUGUCUGUAAAGCCAACCUAUUUUCAACGUGCUACUUUCUUCAUACUGAAGGUUUCCAUCUGUUAAUGGUUGGUCAUUUGUAAUAAAGGAACCCUCAUUCAAGAUGCAAAACUACGGCAUUGAUUUAAAAAAAAAAAAAAGUAAUUAACACAAACCUAAUUUUUGUCUAUGAAGUUUUCUUCUUUAUUUUCUUUUGUUUGAUACUAUGUGAAAUGGUCUCAAUAAAAAAAAUACUGGUUGUUAAAAGA
Molecule: messenger RNA, 1328 nt
Organism: Toxotes jaculatrix (banded archerfish)
Lineage: Eukaryota; Metazoa; Chordata; Actinopteri; Toxotidae
Gene: srsf3b
Product: serine and arginine rich splicing factor 3b
Exons: 6
Coding region: 143-640 (165 amino acids)
Biological process (GO): mRNA splicing, via spliceosome
Cellular component (GO): nuclear speck
Molecular function (GO): RNA binding
Source: RefSeq, a predicted model, not a curated record